GUUUAACUCAAAAAACAUCGCAAAACCCUAACAAAAAUAAAAGAAAAGUCCUUUCAUCCUCUACUCUCUGCGACGUUGGGAAGACAUAUGGACACGGAGAUGGACCAAAUCUACCAGAUCGAUGUCGGAAAUCUUCUCGCUUUCAAUCCAAACCACCGCUUCUCUUCUGCUCCUUCUUCAAGAGAGGAGCUUGUGAAGGAAUGCGUUACGGAGGGAACAAAACUUGUUCAGGCGAUAGCUGAUACUCUUUUCAACUUUCCUUCUACUGAAAGUGUUGAUGGUCCCCUUGUCCAGUUGCCUCCUCCUACCACCAAACUCCCUAGAGAGAAACAUCUUCCAAGGCCUAAGCCUCCUACAAAGUGGGAAGAGUUUGCUCUUAAGAAAGGUAUACAGAAGCGCAAGAAGGACAAGAUUGUAUACGACGAGACCACUGAUAAGUUUAAGCGUCGCCAUGGUUACGAUCGUGUUAACGAUGAUAAUGAUAUUCCCAUUAUCGAGGCAAAGGCAUCAGAUGAACCAGGGGAAGACCCUUUUGCCAAGAGACUGGACGACAAAAAGAAGAGAGUUGAUAAGCAACAAAAGAACCGUCUACAGAAUCUGAAGUCAGCUGCAAAAGCUGGUGCUUUACCAAGCCAUGUCCAACUUGCUGCAAGUGCAUUGCCUAUAACAGGCACCAAAGCUCAGCCAAAGAAACUUGGAAAAGAGGAGCUUGGAGAUGUGGCGGGUUUAGCAGCUACUUCAACAGCUAGUGGUGGAAAAUUCGAUAAAAAGUUGCCUGGAGAGAAACCUCCUAAGAAGCAAGGCAAACACCACAAGUAUUUACCGGUUGUACCGAGGUAUGGGUGGGUUGAUGAGGAAAAAGAACAAACUAAUAAAGUACUUGGCAAGUUAUUAUCAAAGCAUUCACAUGAGAUCCUCAAUGUUGGAAAGGCGAUAAACAUGUACAAUGACAAGAAGGAGAAAAAGAAGUCAGGAAGAUCAGACAAGUUGAAACCUAAGAAAGACAUCACUAAGAAGAAGCCUUAUGCCAACAAAGCCAAGUGAAGAAGAGACUCUCCACCUUGUUUUAUUUUACUUGCUCAUCUCAUAAAACCAAAAAAAAGAAAAAAGAUAAUUACAAAUUUUGUGUUUCGCAUCUGUUACUCUAUACUUCUGUUAUAUUUUAGUCUUUCUGAACACAAAGAUCAAGAAGAGCAAUCUCUCAGUUUUUUUUUCUUUACCUUCAAAGAAGGAAGAUCU
Brassica napus (rape) is the source of this 1239-nucleotide messenger RNA. RefSeq names its product ribosome biogenesis regulatory protein homolog. Gene Ontology annotation, cellular component: nucleolus; nucleus; preribosome, large subunit precursor. Gene Ontology annotation, biological process: ribosome biogenesis; ribosomal large subunit export from nucleus; ribosomal large subunit biogenesis. Gene Ontology annotation, molecular function: protein binding. The transcript is spliced from 8 exons. Lineage: Eukaryota; Viridiplantae; Streptophyta; Magnoliopsida; Brassicales; Brassicaceae. The coding region runs from base 88 to 1044 and encodes 318 amino acids. The record is from RefSeq and is a predicted model, not a curated record.